UUCUUGGCUACGACCUUCCUUUGUGACUUUUCCAUCUACAAGCCCUUGUAAUCUGUCAUAUCCGUGAAAAAGGCCUCGAGACCUUAUUGCAGUCGAAACAACCUAUUGAACACGACAAGAAGACAGCGAUCAGCGGUACCCUCUCCGCGCUUCAGCGAUGUCGCUGCCAUUACUCCUUCCCCCAAGCGCCAUUCCUACUCCCGUGGCAAAUGAGUGGACACCGAAACGAUAUCUUGAACCACCUAAACCACCACCUGUCGAUGAAGCAAAGGUGCAGGAGCAGGAGCUGGCGAACGCGCGGAACGCGCUGGAUGGCAAGAUGCUGAAGAAGACGCGUCCAAGGAGAACGGUGGACUUCAAUGGGGGCAUGGGGAGAUGGAAUUUGCUCAAGAAGCUUGGGCCGAACCCGAGGUACCGACCAUACAUGCGACCGAGUCCCCCUCAUGUUAUCGACCUCCUCCCCCCAAAAGCAUACCCAGAAAACGCAUCUACCUCCCUCUUGACGAAGUACGUCCAUACCUCCACCAACAAGAUUCGAUGUCCCGUAAACGUCGUCACAUGGACUCCCGAAGCAAGACGCAUCCUCACGGGCUCGACGAGUGGCGAGUUCACGCUAUGGAACGGCCUCACCUUCAACUUCGAGACCAUCCUCCAAGCGCACGAUACCGCGAUCUGCACGUUCGAGUUCUGCCAUUCGGGUCACUACCUGGCGUCCGCGGACAAGACAGGCGUCAUCAAGUACUUCGAGCCCAAUAUGAACAACUUGAACUCAUGGCAAGGAUCGAAUUCGCGCGAAGCCAUUCGCGGGUUGAGCUUCAGUCCCGACGAUCGACGGUUUGCGACGGCGAGUGACGACUCGAGUGUGCGCAUAUGGUCCUUUCACGAGAGUCGGAUAGAAAGCGUGCUCACCGGUCACGGCUGGGACGUCAAAUGCGUGCAAUGGCACCCUACGAAGGGUCUGAUAGUAUCCGGUAGCAAAGACAAUCAGAUCAAGUACUGGGAUCCUCGCACAGGCACCUGCCUUUCCACCCUCCACUACCACAAGAACACCAUCCAAGCACUCUCUUGGUCACCAAACGGCAACCAGAUCGCAUCCGCCUCGCGAGACCAAACUGUCCGUGUCUUCGACAUUCGCGCCAUGAAGGAACUCCACCUCCUCAAGGGCCACAAAAAGGAGGUCUGCUCCGUCACCUGGCACCCCACGCACCCCGUCCUCGUCUCCGGCGGCUCCGAGGGCGCCGUCCUUCACUGGGACCUCGGCGCCGCGCCCACCGAGACCUCAGGCGCUGCAGGCUCCGGCUCGACGACCCUCGCCCCGCGCGCUGUCGUCAACACCGCGCACGACUCGAACGUGUGGUCGCUCGCGUACCACCCGCUCGGCCACCUGCUCGUGUCCGCGAGCAACGACCAUACGACGCGCUUCUGGAGCCGCGAGCGGCCUGCGGCGAGCGGGGCGGGCGAGGAUCACGGGCAGGAGGAGGAGCCGGAGGAGAACUACGACGUGGACGAUAUGCCGGGCUUUGGCUUCGCGGCGCGCGGGCCGGAGGGGCAGGAUGAGUAUGGCCAGCAGGGUCCGUACGGGCGGCAGGAUGACUUCAUACCUGGCUUUGGUGGGGACGCGAGCUUUGGCGGGGGCGCGAGCAACGGCCCUGGUGGUGGUAGUGCAGGUGGGAUCAGGCAAGGAGGACCUCUGCCGCCACAACAGAGCCUGUAUCAUGGCGGUUUCGAAUCGCGAGGCAGCGAAGGUGGCGAUGACUGGGGUGGCAGUCAUGGUGGCGGAGGUGGUGGCGGGGGCCGACCUCAGCGUGGUUGGGGAUCGAGACGAGGGGGUAGGUAUUAGGUACAAUACCGAUGAAGACGAUGCUAUGAUCUGCAGUACAUUAUCACAACGACCAUACUGUCUGCGGGAGAAGCAAUCUCUCCGUGUUACGAUCUGCCACACCUUGGACAUCUCCAGACACACUCUCAAGAUAUAUCAGGCCUGCUUACCCUGUUUGACGGGAGACAGUCGAAGUCCAGUUAUACACGCUCCGUAGGGUCCUGCGGAUCCUGUGGUAUGCUGUCCUCCCGCUGCAGUCCGACAUCAACCUCCGAGAUUAUCAGAGCUUACGAGUGGUCCGAUCUGCGUUCGAAUCACGGCCAGUGCGCAUAUUUUAG
Molecule: messenger RNA, 2157 nt
Organism: Schizophyllum commune H4-8
Lineage: Eukaryota; Fungi; Basidiomycota; Agaricomycetes; Agaricales; Schizophyllaceae
Product: WD40 repeat-like protein
Exons: 7
Coding region: 158-1840 (560 amino acids)
Cellular component (GO): mRNA cleavage and polyadenylation specificity factor complex
Molecular function (GO): protein binding
Source: RefSeq, a predicted model, not a curated record